Messenger RNA from Striga hermonthica, 843 nucleotides. The record is from the annotation of a GenBank genome assembly. NCBI's taxonomy places the organism in Eukaryota, Viridiplantae, Streptophyta, Magnoliopsida, Lamiales, Orobanchaceae.
AUGGCUGAAGAAACGAAGAAGACGACGGCUCCAGAGGCGCCGUGCGCAGCCGUAGUGCCCGACUUUCCGGUUACGGAGAAAAGGAAGGCGCCACCUGAGCCGGAGAAGGUCGAGGAAGCGGCGGGGGAAGCGGAGAAAUCCGCGGAGGAGGAGAAGGAGGCGGACGGAGCUUCAAAAGAGGCUAAAAUCUCUGAAUUUACUUCCUUCAAGGAGGAAAGCAACAAAGCCGACGAGUUAAUCGACCCGGAGAAAAAGGCACUGGACGAAUUCAAGGUUCUGAUCCAGGAGGCGGUCAGCAAGCGCGAGUUCACCGCCCCACCGCCACCGCCGCCGGCCGCCGUCCAGGAGGAGGAGAAAAAGGAGGAACCGAAGGUGGAGGAGAAAAAAGAAGAAGAAGAGCCUAAGACCGAAGAGAAAGAAGACGACGGCCCAAAAACCGAAGCUUGCGAGGAAACUCCGCCAGCAGCGGCGGAGCCGGCGAAAGAGGAGGAGCCGGAGAAGAAAGCCGAGAAGUCCGAAGAGAAAGCGGUGGCCGCAGAGGAAAUUAAAGAAACAAUCGUCCACGAGGUCUCCGCCCCUGCUCCGCCGCCCGAUGAACCCGCCGCCGAGCCGGCCGCGGAAAAGGUGGAGGAGGCUUCGCCGGAGCCGGAGGAGGUCUCCAUCUGGGGCGUCCGCCUCCUUGCUGACGAGAAGAGCGACACUAUCCUCCUGAAGUUCCUGCGGGCAAGGGACUUCAAGGUGAAGGAAGCUUUCGCCAUGCUCAAAAGCGUGGUGGCGUGGCGGAAGGAGUACAUGUCAAGUGGUUUUGUUUUGGAUCUUUUGGAAUCACAACCUAUCAUAUAG